GAAACUUAGCCUAAAAAAAGCUAUUGAUUUUAUUUCUGAUGCUUGGGAAGACAUGGAAGGUGAGUUGGAGAAAGAACCUCAAGAAGAAACAACUGAAAUAAAUAAUGCUGCCACGAUAGUUGAUGACCUUUCAGCUGCUGCAACCAACCCAAUGACCCAGAAACUGAAAGAUAAUAUUGAAGAAUACAUUUACAUGAUCGACCAACCAACCGCAACUGAGGACUU
Racocetra persica is the source of this 225-nucleotide messenger RNA. The record is from the annotation of a GenBank genome assembly. Lineage: Eukaryota; Fungi; Glomeromycota; Glomeromycetes; Diversisporales; Gigasporaceae.